Messenger RNA from Odobenus rosmarus divergens (Pacific walrus), 3110 nucleotides. RefSeq names its product methylmalonyl CoA mutase (gene MMUT). Gene Ontology annotation, cellular component: mitochondrion. Bases 108 to 2360 code for a protein of 750 amino acids. The transcript is spliced from 13 exons. Gene Ontology annotation, molecular function: methylmalonyl-CoA mutase activity; cobalamin binding; metal ion binding. The record is from RefSeq and is a predicted model, not a curated record. NCBI's taxonomy places the organism in Eukaryota, Metazoa, Chordata, Mammalia, Carnivora, Odobenidae.
UCUCAGGGCUUGGAGCUCCGAAGUCCAGCCGCCCUCUCCCACAGCAGAGGUCAGAGACAGGCGGGCCAGCCAGUCUUGUUCCUUUUGAGUGUUUUUCAUGGUCCAUCAUGUUGAGGGCUAAGACUCGGCUUCUUUUGCUUUCACCACACCACCUGAAGCAGCUCAAAGAGUCACCAGGAUCCAGGCUUAUAUGGCAGCGACUUCUGCAUCAGCGACAACCCCUUCAUCCAGAAUGGGCUGCCCUGGCUAAAAAGCAGUUGAAAGGCAAAAACCCAGAAGACUUAAUAUGGCACACUCCAGAAGGGAUCUCCAUAAAGCCUUUAUAUUCUAGCAGGGAUACCAAGGACUUCCCUGAAGAACUUCCAGGAGUGAAGCCAUUCACACGUGGACCAUAUCCCACCAUGUACACCUUUAGGCCCUGGACCAUCCGCCAGUAUGCUGGUUUUAGUACUGUGGAAGAAAGCAAUAAGUUCUAUAAAGAUAAUAUUAAGGCUGGUCAGCAGGGAUUAUCAGUUGCUUUUGAUCUGGCAACACAUCGUGGAUAUGAUUCAGACAACCCUCGAGUUCGUGGUGAUGUUGGAAUGGCUGGAGUUGCUAUUGACACCGUGGAAGAUACAAAAAUUCUUUUUGAUGGAAUUCCUUUAGAAAAAAUGUCAGUUUCCAUGACCAUGAAUGGAGCAGUUAUUCCAGUUCUUGCAACUUUUAUAGUAACUGGAGAAGAACAAGGCGUACCUAAAGAGAAACUUACUGGUACAAUCCAGAAUGAUAUACUAAAGGAGUUUAUGGUCAGAAAUACUUAUAUUUUUCCUCCAGAACCAUCCAUGAGAAUUAUUGCUGACAUCUUCGAAUAUACAGCACAGCACAUGCCAAAAUUUAAUUCAAUUUCAAUUAGUGGAUACCAUAUGCAGGAAGCAGGGGCUGAUGCCAUUCUGGAACUGGCCUAUACUAUAGCAGAUGGGUUGGAAUACUGUAGAACUGGACUCCAAGCUGGUCUGACAAUUGAUGAAUUUGCACCAAGGUUGUCUUUCUUCUGGGGAAUUGGGAUGAACUUUUAUAUGGAAAUAGCAAAAAUGAGAGCUGGGAGAAGACUCUGGGCUCACUUAAUAGAGAAAAUGUUUCAGCCUAAAAACUCUAAAUCUCUUCUUCUGAGAGCGCAUUGUCAGACAUCAGGAUGGUCACUUACUGAGCAGGAUCCUUACAAUAACAUUAUUCGUACUACAGUAGAAGCAAUGGCAGCAGUGUUUGGAGGGACUCAAUCUUUGCACACAAAUUCUUUUGAUGAAGCCUUGGGUUUGCCAACUGUGAAAAGUGCUCGAAUUGCGAGGAAUACACAGAUCAUUAUUCAAGAAGAAUCUGGGAUUCCUAAAGUGGCUGAUCCUUGGGGAGGUUCCUAUAUGAUGGAAUCUCUCACAAACGAUGUUUAUGAUGCUGCCUUGAAGCUCAUUGAUGAAAUUGAAGAGAUGGGUGGAAUGGCCAAAGCUGUAGCGGAAGGAAUACCUAAACUUCGAAUUGAAGAAUGUGCUGCCCGAAGGCAAGCAAGAAUAGAUUCUGGUUCUGAAAUAAUUGUUGGAGUAAAUAAGUACCAAUUGGAUAAAGAAGAAUCUGUAGAAGUUCUGGCAAUUGAUAAUACUUCAGUGCGUAACAAACAGAUUGAAAAACUCAAGAAGGUCAAAUGCAGCAGGGAUCAAGAUUUGGCUGAACGGUGUCUAGCUGCACUUACUGAAUGUGCUGCCAGUGGAGAUGGGAACAUUCUGGCUCUUGCAGUGGAUGCAGCUCGUGCAAGAUGUACAGUUGGGGAAAUCACAGAUGCUAUGAAAAAGGUGUUUGGUGAGCAUAAAGCUAAUGAUCGUAUGGUGAGUGGAGCCUAUCGCCAGGAAUUUGGAGAAAGUAAAGAGAUAUCAUAUGCUAUCAAGAGGGUUAAUAAAUUCAUGGAACGUGAAGGUCGCAGACCUCGUCUUCUUGUGGCAAAAAUGGGACAAGAUGGACAUGACAGAGGAGCAAAAGUUAUUGCUACAGGAUUUGCUGACCUUGGUUUUGAUGUGGAUAUAGGUCCUCUUUUUCAGACUCCCCGUGAAGUGGCCCAGCAGGCCGUGGAUGCAGAUGUGCACGCUGUGGGUGUGAGCACACUCGCUGCUGGUCAUAAAACCCUAGUUCCUGAGCUCAUCAAAGAGCUCAACUCCCUGGGACGGCCAGAUAUUCUUGUCAUGUGUGGAGGGGUGAUACCACCACAGGAUUAUGAAUUUCUGUUUGAAGUCGGAGUUUCCAAUGUAUUUGGUCCUGGGACUCGAAUUCCAAAGGCUGCCGUUCAAGUGCUUGAUGAUAUUGAGAAGUGUUUGGAAAAGAAGCAGCAGUCUAUGUAACAUCCUGUUUUUGUGUUAGCUUUUUUCUAAAAUACUCUUUCAAUGACAAUCAGAGAGUAAAACCAUGUCUUCAAUUUAAUUCAACACUUGAUAUGUGCUUUCUUGAAAGCUUUACAUUAAAAUACCUGACUUAUAAGAAUUUUGUGAUGCUCUAAUUGUAUAUGUACCGUCUUUAAAAAUUAAAAAAAGUAUAUACCCUUAAAAACUUUACAUGUUUAAUACUUCAUCAGAAACUCUAGACAAAGGUAUUAUUUUAAAAAGUCAUAUUUAUUUGAAGUAUUUCUUAUAAAACUAUUUCUAUUUUAAAAAUUAAACUUUACCUAAAAAAAAUUUGACUAGUCCCAAUUCUUCAAUUUAGCAUUAUAUUGACUUGAGCACCAGAAAACAAAAUCCAUAUAUGAACAAAAUAAUUACGCCUAUCUUGGAAAAAAUACGAAGAGUAUUUAUAUAGAGAAAUAUAUUAUGGUUGUGAUCUUCAACCAAAUUCUACUGGAAUCACUUCAAUAAGAAUAUUUAAUCAGACCUAAAGGUUGGAAUAAGGAAGAAAUGGCAGAAUAUUUCUUCAAAUCUGACUUUACUUUCUUCCUGGGCAUGAACAUGUGACCUCGUUAUUGCUGGGCUUGGCUCAAGACCCAGGAUAGUGGGUGUUUAUGAAUAUUCCCUAAAAUGAAAGUGCUUAGGUUGUUCAUAUGGCUUUCUCCAGAAUGAUGACGUAAGUUAGGAGUGUAGAAGGGCUAUGAUACCUGGAAA